CGCAGAAACAAUUUCGUGAUUCCCAUCUAUUUGACCCUGAUGUUCUUCCUCAUCGUGGGGCUCAUCAUCUUCACGGACUUUACCACAUUCGUUAUUAUAGUUAGAAAAGAUGCCGCUAGAAAAGAGUCUUCCAGAAAAGGGUGUUGGCAGCACAGGACCGUUGAUUACACCAGUUAGUUGAAGAACCAUUUUGGCAAUGGGAAGAAGAAGAAUCUAUUUUGGAGUAUGCUUGAUGGACACUCAUGUCUGUUACCGCGAUACAGGUUGCAAAUCAAGAAUAGCAACCAUUCCAUAUACUUUAUUCGGGUUGCCAAAUAAAGUUUCCUUUAAUCUUUUAUGCUAAGGAAGAAAGCAUUUCUUUCAAUGCAUGAUCUGUGAUACUGAGGGGCUGUUGCUCUGUUGCAACAACUGCCCAGCAACCUAUCACUUAAACUGCCUUUCUUCACCUCUUGAGAAAGCUCCCGAAGGGGAUUGGCAAUGCCCCAACUGCAGCAACAAGGAAUCAGGAGAUUCACCAGAUGAACCUGCAGAUCCAAACACAAGAUCACUUGCUAUGGAUGUUAAUGAAGUAGAAGAUUUGAGAGAAAACAUUACACUGUCUAAUAAUAAUGUUUCUCUCAUUGAACCAGAGAAUGUGGAAUCUGGUGAAAGAAAAAAUUAAGGUUUAUAAGAGACGCCGAAGGAAAAAGGCUGCAGAGGAAAGUGGAAAAGGUUCUCAAGGUUCUGAAAAAGGACCUGACAAACUUCUCACAUAGAGGGAAGGUUCGGAGCAAUCAGUGGAAGCUUGUAAUGCCCUUAUGCAGAAUGGUGGUGACAAAGAGGCAAAUACAUUGCCAGAAGCAGCCUUACAGCACACACAAACAGGAAAAGAUCAGAAAGAGAACUUUUAAGCUUCACUUCAAUUGUGUAAUUGUGUUAAGUUGCAAUUUCUAACAGUGUUUUAUCCACAAAUUCAUGUUAAUAAAUAUGAGCAUUUCCC
Molecule: messenger RNA, 979 nt
Organism: Rubroshorea leprosula
Lineage: Eukaryota; Viridiplantae; Streptophyta; Magnoliopsida; Malvales; Dipterocarpaceae
Source: the annotation of a GenBank genome assembly